Molecule: messenger RNA, 585 nt
Organism: Anarrhichthys ocellatus (wolf-eel)
Lineage: Eukaryota; Metazoa; Chordata; Actinopteri; Perciformes; Anarhichadidae
Product: protein-glutamine gamma-glutamyltransferase K-like
Exons: 3
Coding region: 72-557 (161 amino acids)
Biological process (GO): peptide cross-linking
Molecular function (GO): protein-glutamine gamma-glutamyltransferase activity
Source: RefSeq, a predicted model, not a curated record
CAAAGACGAAGCUCCACAGAAGUUCUUCCUCCAGUCUGCACAGUCUCACUUCUUCUGCCGUUGGAACUGCGAUGCCUGUAGAGACGCGAUCAAUCAGAGACAGAUCUGCAGUGGGCCGGUUUCCAUCCGUCACACUCGAAUUAGGGGAAGACGAGGAGGCAGAAAAUGAAGAGCCAAAGGAAGGCGAUGCUGAGGAAGAAAACGCGUGUUGGCAGUGGCUUCGUAAGGUCUGCCCGUGCUGCUGUCCCAAACCUAACGACGACGACAUUACCGACACUUUGGUCACAGGGAUCGACAAGCUGGAAAAAGAGGACGGGAUAAAUGACGAGGAGGCGGUGACGGACGGGAGCGAGCUUGAUGAAGUCCUCCUGAAAGUCCAAUCUGUAGACCUGAUGAAGAGCAAAUCGGGGGAGAAUCGCACAGAGCACCACACAAACCUCUACCAAAGUGAUGACUUCAUUAUCCGCAGAGGACAGGCUUUCCUGAUGUGGAUUACCUUGUCUCGCCCCUUCAGCCACGACACGGACAAACUUCACCUUGAGCUUAAAACAGGUUAGUCCUCCACGGAAACAUCGUGGCGCUUGU